CGGGUCAUAACUUCAGUUAAAUCAGAAAAUCCUGCAUCUCCAGACUCCGUCUCCUACGGCACGAACUGGCUUAAAACUUGGAAGAGUGGCAGUAGCAGCAAACCGAACCAAUAGGUCCAAUACGACGGCGGGAGUGAAAGUUACGCGUAAGCAACAAUGGCGCAGUUCUGGAAGCCUGGCACCGAAAAGCCUCGCCUGGUCGACGACGAAGAGGGUGGAGUCCUCUUCUUCUCGUCCUCUGCCUCUUCAUCUUCCUCUUCUAGAUUUGGGUAUGCGAGUAUAGAGAAGCAGAGGCAGAGGCUUCCAGUGUACAAGUACCGUACUGCGAUUCUAUAUUUGGUUGAGAAGCACGCAACUACCAUCAUUGUUGGCGAGACCGGUAGCGGCAAGACCACCCAGAUUCCUCAGUACCUCAAAGAAGCAGGUUGGGCGGAGGGUGGGCGUGUAAUAGCUUGCACUCAACCAAGAAGACUGGCUGUUCAGGCAGUUGCUGCAAGAGUAGCCGAAGAGAUGGGGGUCAAGCUUGGAGAAGAAGUUGGCUACACGAUUCGAUUUGAAGAUCUUACAAAUUCGGGUACCACUAUGAUAAAGUUUCUAACGGAUGGAGUGUUACUUAGGGAAAUGAUGGAUGAUCCUCUUUUGACCAAGUACAGUGUCGUAAUGGUUGAUGAGGCUCAUGAGAGGUCUAUUUCAACUGACAUAUUACUCGGCCUACUAAAAAAGAUUCAACGACGUCGACCUGACCUGCGUCUGAUUAUAUCCUCUGCUACAAUUGAAGCGAAAUCAAUGUCUGCUUUCUUCCAAACCAGCAAAAGGCGUCGAGCACUGGAAGGUGAGGAGCUUCGACCAAGGAUGGACCCCGCAAUCCUAUCAGUUGAGGGUAGAGGCUUUCAUGUACAGAUUCAUUUUGUUGAGGAGCCUGUCCAGGACUAUGUCCAGGCUGCCGUUUCAACAGUAUUGUUAAUUCAUGAUCAGGAACCCAUGGGCGAUAUUCUGGUGUUUCUUACUGGCCAAGACGAUAUUGAUGCUGCCAUUCACUUGCUAAAUGAAGAAGCUCAAACCAAUAGAAAGCACUCUUCAGGAUUGAUUGUUUUGCCUCUGUACUCGGGACUUCCACGUGCGGAACAGGAGCUGAUUUUUUCUCCAACUCCUAGAGGGAAGAGGAAAGUAGUGAUAUCAACUAAUAUAGCGGAGACAUCUUUGACUUUGGAGGGAAUUGUCUAUCUUGUUGAUAGUGGCUUCUCAAAACAGAAAUUCUACAAUCCGAUUUCAGACAUUGAGAAUCUGGUAGUGGCACCUAUAUCGAAGGCAUCUGCUAGACAAAGGGCAGGUAGGGCUGGAAGAGUUCGACCUGGGAAGUGUUACAGGCUAUAUACUGAAGAGUAUUUCUCCAAAGAAAUGUCUGCCGAGGGUAUUCCGGAGAUGCAAAGAUCAAAUCUUGUGUCCUGUGUGAUCCAGCUAAAAGCCUUGGGUAUAGAUAAUAUCCUGGGCUUUGAUUGGCCAGCAUCUCCAUCUCCUGAAGCAAUGAUUCGAGCUCUUGAAAUACUUUAUUCACUUGGAAUCUUGGAUGAUGAUGCCAAGCUUACUUCACCAGCUGGGUUUCAAGUAGCAGAGAUUCCAUUAGAGCCAAUGAUAUCGAAAAUGAUCCUUUCUUCAAACGAACUUGGGUGCUCAGAGGAGAUUCUCACUAUUGCUGCUGUUCUCUCUGUCCAAUCCAUUUGGGUGUACGAGAGGGGAGUACAUAGGGAACUGGAUGAAGCCAAGUUGAGAUUUGCUGCUGCUGAGGGUGACCAUGUGACAUUCCUAAAUGUUUACAAAGGGUUUCUUCAAUCUGGCAAGUCUUCACAAUGGUGUCAUAAGAAUCAUGUGAAUUACCAUGCCGUGAAAAAAGUUGUUGAAAUUAGAGAACAACUAAGAAGAAUAGCACAGAGAUUAGGCAUCGUGUUAAAAUCUUGUGAAAGAGAUAUGCAGGUGGUAAGAAAGGCAGUUACUGCUGGUUUUUUUGCAAAUGCAUGUCGAUUAGAAGCAUUCAGUCACAGUGGAAUGUACAAGACUGUUAGAGGCUCUCAAGAAGUUUAUAUUCACCCAUCAUCUGUAUUGUUCAGAGUUAACCCGAAGUGGGUCGUAUACCAUUCUCUUGUCUCAACUGAUCGGCAGUACAUGCGGAAUGUCAUCUCCAUUGAUCCUUCUUGGUUAAUAGAGGUUGCUCCCCAUUUUUACCAGCACCAUGGGCGGAACUCUUUUGGUCAGUGAUCUUGCUAUUGGAGUCAUUCGGGAAUAGGAUCAGAGGGGGAAGAAUUUAGCAUGGACUGUAUCAGCUAGCCCUGGGCCUUGGAAAUUUCUCGUUAAUGUAGAAGACCAUCGAACCUUCUGGUACUGCCUUGAUGAAGACAAGGUAUGGUGAUUUGGGAAUUGUAAGCAUAGAUCAUGAGAAACUAAGCAGUCACGAAUGAGCUGCCAGCAAGAUUAAUUUCUGUUUAUAAAGUGCCUUUAACGAAAAUCUGGGCUUCUUGAUAUUGGUUUUAGGAUCAACUCCGAGAAGUCUUCGGCUUAUAUAUGGGUAGUUUUUUGUUUUUGUUUUUGUUUUUUUUCUUUAUGACGGUGAGAACCUGAGUAGGUGUUACAUGAGGUUUGUAUUAUAUCGCUUGAGUUCUUAAAAGUGUCCCCUUCUGUUUUUCUGAGAGGGGAAGAAGGAAUUGUUACUGCAUGCUGACACAACUCAUGUUUAUAUAUGCUUUUAACUAUAAAACGGGUGGCCCGAAGCCAUUGUGUAAAGAAGCAUGUUUGGUAA
This is a messenger RNA of Carya illinoinensis, 2791 nucleotides long. Its product is annotated as probable pre-mRNA-splicing factor ATP-dependent RNA helicase DEAH9. Gene Ontology annotation, molecular function: ATP binding; RNA binding. Bases 157 to 2253 code for a protein of 698 amino acids. The record is from RefSeq and is a predicted model, not a curated record. Gene Ontology annotation, cellular component: intracellular anatomical structure. The transcript has 23 exons. NCBI's taxonomy places the organism in Eukaryota, Viridiplantae, Streptophyta, Magnoliopsida, Fagales, Juglandaceae.